Molecule: messenger RNA, 970 nt
Organism: Guillardia theta CCMP2712
Lineage: Eukaryota; Cryptophyceae; Pyrenomonadales; Geminigeraceae
Exons: 10
Coding region: 11-808 (265 amino acids)
Source: RefSeq, a predicted model, not a curated record
CGACAGGCUGAUGAAGAGCCUUGAGGAGAAGUCGGGCGAGCUUGCAGCUGCUGAGGAGAGAGCAAACAAGGCUGAAAACCAGCUGUCACUCCUGCGGUCAAGGAUCGCGAGCCUCGAGGAAGACCUCAAGAAGGAGCAGCAGAGGAGGAGGGACGAGAUCGACGAGCUCCACCGGUCGAAGGAGCUCGCGGUCGAAGAGCUGGAGGCCCGUCAGCGGGAGCUUACCGACGCAGUGGAGGAGUGGAAGGGGGUUGCGGAGAGAGGAGACUAUGGGACUGUUAAGCAGCUUCGGGAGGACCUGGACCAGCUCCGAGAGACGGCGGAAGAGGAGGUGGCGAACUUGACCAUCCGCCUUCAAGAUCUUGAAUCUGCCAGAAGGAAAGAGGUCGGCAAGCUACAGGCUUCCCUCACAGCCAAGCAGAACGAGAUGAGCGCUACAACGACGAAACUGAAGCAGCAGGUGGACAGUUUAGAGCAGCGGGCCAAGGAGAAGGAGAACGCGAAUCGACAACUUCAGCGUCAGGUCGCGACCUACGAGUCAGCACUGACCGAAGCAAAUUCAGAGAUCGAGGCACUAAGGGAUAAGGUUUCGAAGCUACAGAAGGAGGUGGGUGAAGCCGAGGUCGACAUGCUCAAGAAGGACCGCGAACUCCGCAGCCUUCAUGGCGAUGCAGCGGCGGCGCAGAAGGAGGUUCUGGAGGAGCUAGCGAAGGAGGUGGGAGGAACGCCUCCCAUAGAAGCAGGGAUCUCAACCGGCAACACGAAGAAGUCCAAGGGGGGAGGGUGGCUGGGCCUGAAGGGCAAAUGAACUGAAGGGUCAGUAGAACGCGGCCAAGCUAGAUAGAAGGCAAUCUUUUAUGGACCAGAGUAGGGCGUUAAUUGUACAGCUGUAGUGAUCAGUGAGUAGCAUCCUUCUCAGCUUUCGUGAAGUCCUUCAGUUGCUGUGAACACACGAGAAUCAUUCUUGUUC